This is a messenger RNA of Quercus robur (English oak), 697 nucleotides long. Its product is annotated as CEN-like protein 1. Bases 50 to 571 code for a protein of 173 amino acids. Lineage: Eukaryota; Viridiplantae; Streptophyta; Magnoliopsida; Fagales; Fagaceae. The record is from RefSeq and is a predicted model, not a curated record. The transcript has 4 exons. Gene Ontology annotation, biological process: vegetative to reproductive phase transition of meristem; flower development.
AACACAAAGUACUUCACUCUCUCCCUAAGUUAGCCAUUUUUUUUUUCUAAUGUCGAGGCUCAUAGAAACACUAAGUGUGGGGAGAGUAGUGGGAGAGGUGGUAGACAUUUUCACUCCAAGUAUUAGACUGAAUGUAAUUUACAACUCUAACAAGCAAGUUGCCAAUGGCCACGAGUUCAAGCCUUCUGUCAUUAUUUCUAAACCACGCGUAGAGAUUGGUGGAGAUGACAUGAGGACUGCUUAUACACUUAUUAUGACGGACCCAGAUGCUCCAAGUCCUAGUGAUCCAUCUUUAAGAGAACACCUCCACUGGAUGGUCACAGAUAUUCCUGGUACAACUGAUGCUUCCUUUGGGAAAGAAAUUGUGAGCUAUGAGACUCCCAAACCGGUGGUUGGCAUCCAUAGGUACGUGUUCAUCUUGUUCAAGCAGACAGGAAGACAAACAGUGACGCCUCCAACUACAAGAGACUAUUUCAACACAAGAAGAUUCUCAGCAGAGAAUGGUUUGGGACUGCCAGUGGCUGCAGUGUACUUCAAUGCACAGAGAGAAACUGCUGCAAGAAGACGAUGAUUCAAGGAAAAGGAAUAGACUGACCAUAAUCAAUGGGAGAAAAUAAAAGAUUGUUUUUUAUUUCAUUUUAUCAGUAUGGGUGUAUUAUUAGGUUAUCAGACUAUGGUGUAAAUUUGGUAGGUAUUG